GCGCUCGCCAUCUUUGUUAAGGGCACAGUCAGUCACUCUCUCGGCGUUCUCGCCCUCACCCAAAAUGUCGCCUUCCACUUCAACAUCCGGGGGCGGCACCUAAAAUGGCGGCGGGCGGCGCCUGCGCGUUAGAAGGCGGCUGUCAGGGCAAGGCCCGGGUGCUUCUUCUAUUGUGUGCCUGAGCCAGGAUGGAGCCGGAGUCUGCCCUGGAAGGAGACGCCGAGGGCGGUGGGGGCAUGGCGGCCUCCCCCUCCUCGGCGCCGAGCUCGGGGCUCACAGCCUCCCAGCGCCGGGCCGAGAUCCGCCGGAGGAAGCUGCUCAUGAACUCGGAGGAGAGGAUCAACCGCAUCAUGGGCUUCCACCGGCCCAAGGCGGCGGCGGAUGAUGACAGCCACUCAGAAGCUAAACUUAAACUGGAAUCAGAUAAACCAAGUCCUCUUCCAGUUCCUGUUUCCAAGCGGGUUGUGCUUGGGGAUACUGUCUGCAGUUUGGCAGGAACAGCUGACCAUGCAGGCAGCAUAGGGGAGCACAAGGGAGAAAAAAAGGACAUGUUUAGCAAAUCUCCUGAAGCUGGUAGUGAUGGCACAAGUGAGCUCCGGCAGCGCAGCAGAGGGGAUUUGAUGGAAGUUCCUCAGCGAACACCUCGCCAUGGCUUAGACCAGUACUUGUCAAGAUUUGAUGAAGCAAUGAAGCUAAGAAACCAGCUAAUGAGUGAGAAGCCAAGCCAGGAAAAUGGAAAUGCAAUGGAGGAAUUUGAUUCCUUCCGCAUUCUUAGAUUAGUUGGUUGUGUACUCCUUGCCAUUGGAGUUAGAGCCUUUGUGUGCAAAUAUCUGUCAAUAUUUGCUCCCUUUCUUACCUUACAACUUGCAUAUAUGGGGCUGUCCAAGUAUUUCCCAAAGAGUGAAAAGAAGACAAAGACUACAGUAUUAACAGCUGCUCUUUUGCUCUCUGGUAUCCCUGCAGAAGUGAUUAGUCGUUCCAUGGACACUUACAGCAAAAUGGGGGAUGUUUUUACUGACCUUUGUGUCUAUUUCUUUACUUUCAUCUUCUGCCAUGAACUGCUUCUUUUUUUUGGUUCAGAAGUACCUUGAUAGCGGUGGAACUCAGUGUGGUGACUUCGACAGGACUGCAUUGAUUUUGUUCUUGAACAUGUCUCUGGAUAUAUAAACAGGGUUAUCCCAUUCUUACUUGUUUCUGUGCAGCCUAAGCACCCUUCUGAAGAGAAGGGCAUGGUCCCAGCGCUGAAGCUGAAUUACUACUGUUUGAAGACAGUGCACGAUGUCUUAGAUACAGAAUAUACAUAUCAUUCCGAGUGCAGAGCCCUUCUGUUAUACUAGAUUAUUUCCCUUCUUUCCCCUUGUUCAAGGCAUCAUCUUCAGUUGUGAUUUUUUCUCUGGUUUCUUAGUGUGAGAACAGAGGACAACUGAGGUCUUGUGCUUGGCACAAUAACUUUAUGUUUAAUGACAUGGCUCCUGCUGCAAAAAAGAUGAGGAACAAUUUCUACCAAUUCCAUUUUACUGUGUGCUCUCUGAAAUCUGCCCUGGAGAUUGGGGGUACCUUCUGGAACACUGUAAAAGGGAUAAGGGGAUUUUCAGGGCAGAGGAAAUAAGUGUAAAUGGCUUCUUCCCCAUAUCCUCUAGUAGGAGUCCUGUCCCUUCUGUGAAAGGAAGCAGACCUAUUAUUCAUGGAAAAAAGUACUCUGGAUCCACCCAGAGGUAUUUUCUAGGGGCUAUUCAUACUACUAGAUUACUUUAAACAGCUCCAUUCAUAAUUUUUUAGCCAUUAGAAUAUACUGACAAAAACACUCUCAGCCCCCAGAAUUAAGCUUGGUGUAGUUCAUAAUUUAAUUCCUUUCAUGAAGGUGUUAAUGUUCUAUUUCUUUUAUAAUAAUUGGGAAGGAUUGAUUGGAAAUGUGAAUUCCAGAUCUUAAAAGACUGAAUUGCAGUUUGUGUUACCACUGAACAUGCAUUUUUCACCCAAGUAGGAAUCCAAACAUUGUUUAUUACAUGGUUUAAUGCAAUGUGCUGUUUUAAGUGAACACUGCAAGUUAAAAACGGCUCUUUGGUGAUUAGACUUUUGUACUUAACAGUGUCAGUUUUAUCCAUGACUCUGUUGUUGUUGUUUAUUACCAUCCAUAGACCCAAAAUUUACAUAGUUGUUCUUAAUUCAUUGUAGGGUAAGCCAAUACAGGCCUUUCAGUCAUGUUUCCUACAUUUUUCUUCCUAAGGAUAUGUGCAUAUGGAGUUUGGCCUCUUUUGCCUGGACAUUUUAGGAAAUCAUACAUUUAUUUGUAAUUGAGAAAGAGGGUUGCUUUGUACAUUAAAAAUUAGUCUUUGACCCCAGUUUCAGUCACUGCCUUGUAUGCAUUCUAGUUUAUAAGAUGGAUAGCACAGAACAUAUUGAAUUUCUAUGUUAAAAGGUGUACUGCAAAUAGGUUCUUAUAACAAGACCAGAAACAAUUACUUGACGCUUUUAUCAUUGAGAUCAGUGGGAUAAUUUAUGCUGCUGAAGCCUUCUGUCUUGUGGUCAGUAACAUACUUUUUCUUGCUUUUAACGGAGAGUCUUUUAUGUAUUUAUAUUUCAGGUAAGGAAGUUAUCUCCACACAUUUUCGGAGUCCUUUUUGUAAAUCAUAAUUGUUGUACAUAAUGAAAAGAUUGAUACUUUUUUUUCUUGAUCUUCUUCAGUGAUAAAGUCAUAUUGAAGCAAGGGCAGGUGCAGAUAUAACACCGAACAAAAAUUGAGAGAGUGUGCACGCACAGAUCUUUUUACUUGUGCGAGAACAUUUUCCUAUUUUCAUCUACUCCAGUGGGGUGCAUGACUGUUGCCAUCACUGUUCAAAACAGUACAGAAACUGCUGCCCAUCACAAGGCCAGCAUGUAGUCCUAUGUUACAACAACCCUUCAAUUAUGGGUUAAUUGAAGAAUCAGACCAUUAUGGUCUAGUUGUCAUUAUUCUAAAGAAGGUAUGAGCAAUGUGUGUUCCUCCAGAUGAUAUUGGACUGCAACUCACAUCAGCCUAAGCAGCACAUUUGAUGGUGAGGCAUGCUGGGAGUUGCAGUCCAAAAACAGCUAGUGCUCUAUAAAUUGUACACCUCACUUCUAAUUUCUAACAGAUUAAGAAUUUUCCAUUGUCUCUUGACAUAGAAAGAACUAAUGUCCAAAUAGCCUACCUAAACAAUUUUGAAAACUGGCAUGCCACCAUGGAGUCAAUGAAUCUGUGUGCCACCUGACUCUUACCUAGCCAAUGUCAAACCUCUACAGUCUAAAAUUAUUCAUCUUUUUAGUGGUAUUUCUGCUGGGAAUCAAAACUGCCUGUUUCCAAACAGAAGACUAGAUCCUAACUAGUGGUAGAUGGGGUUUUUGGUAACUUUCCUGGACUAUAAUUUUAAUCUUGUAUAAAAUUGAAUUGAAUUUCAUUGUUCUGAUUACAUCUGUUACAUAAGAAAUGUGUCUUGUAGUGAGAUUAAUAAAAAAAAGACUUAAACUCACAGUUUUGCCACAAGGUAAGACUACAUUCAUUUUUAAAAAGCAACAUGGGAAAAAAAGCAUUUAAAAACCCACAGACCAGAAAAUGUACUAAAACCUGUCUUUGAAUUUGGGUUCUUUCUAUGCCAAUAUUUCCUUCCUCUUUAGAUUUUGGCCUUGAUAUAUUUUGGUCUGUCCAAUAAAUUUUUUCACUACAGUAACGUGGUCAGCUUUUAAUUGUACAUGUUAUGUUCUCCAAAUACUGAGGUCUCAUUAAGGUCUCGUUAUAUCUCUGUCAUAUUAAAAAGUCUUAUUUAAAGAUAAUGGAUAAACAUCCAAACUUUGAAAUGGAGAAUUCUGUGUGCCUAAUGGCUUCCACAGAUUCAUCACAGAAAUCUCCAAAGUGCUCUGAACCCUUCAUAACUCCUAACAAACAGUCUCAUUGUCCAAGUUAACACUAUUAUAAUUAGCCUGCAUCUAAAGUCCUGUAUUUCAAAUGUACUUUUAAAGAGUGACACACACAAAGAGAGAUAUGAAUCUAAGAUCCAGUCGGAUUUUUUUCUUAAUUAAAAACCCCAAUUUCAGGAGCAUGGAAGUUUCCUAUAUUGCCCUAGUCUCAACAUGAAAAGUGAAAUAUAGGCUGGAAUAACUGCUGAAUAGUCAGAAAGUGUUCUAUUUAUGUCUUCUUGGAAAAACUGGAGCUCCUGUAUGUAAUAAACUCAUGUGGCCAUGUAUGUUCUUCAAUAUAAUUAUUUCUAUGCUGGUACUAAUAAAUUUAUUAAACUUA
This is a messenger RNA of Sceloporus undulatus (fence lizard), 4252 nucleotides long. It is a transcript of the gene CAMLG, whose product is annotated as calcium modulating ligand. The record is from RefSeq and is a predicted model, not a curated record. Gene Ontology annotation, cellular component: GET complex. Gene Ontology annotation, biological process: tail-anchored membrane protein insertion into ER membrane. Bases 189 to 1091 code for a protein of 300 amino acids. NCBI's taxonomy places the organism in Eukaryota, Metazoa, Chordata, Lepidosauria, Squamata, Phrynosomatidae. The transcript has 4 exons.